AUGGGUAGCGGGUUGGAGCCUGCAGUUAGCCAACUAGAUGUCAGUGGAAAUGGGUCCGAGUAUAAUAACCAUGUUAACAGUAGAUUACCUGAUGAUAAUGCUUCUUCUGCCACCAACACCAUUGAUAAUGGGAGUUUGGCUGAUUCUAAUUCAUGUUCAGGUCGCUAUAUUCAUAUGUAUGAUCUUCCUAUUCGAUUCAAUGAUGAUGUUAUUAAGGACUGUAGGUCCCUCAAUGUAUGGUAUGAUAUGUGCCGACCAUUGACAAACAGGGGACUCGGUCCCCAACUGAUCAACUGCAACAAGGUCUUCUCUGAUAAGGGCUGGUAUGAGACAGACCAAUUCAUGUUAGAGAUCAUCUUCCAUGAAAGGAUGAAGCGAUACGAGUGCUUAACAAACGAUUCAUCCUUGGCAUCAGCACACUAUGUGCCCUUCUAUGCAGGUUUUGACGUAAGCCGUUACCUCUGGGGAUUUAACACAUCCAUUCGAGAUGCCACUCCUCUUGCUCUUAUUAAUUGGCUCAGAGAGAGAAGUGAAUGGAAGGUUUUGGGGGGAAGAGACCACUUCCUAGUUGCAGGAAGAACCACAUGGGAAUUCAGGAGGUUGACAGAAGAGGACUCCGACUGGGGCAACAGGCUUAUGGUCUUACCUGAAGGUAAGAACAUGACGAUGUUAGUGAUUGAGUCAAGCCCUUGGCACAGAAAUGAUUUUGCAAUACCAUAUCCCACCUACUUUCAUCCUUCAACAGAUGAUGAGGUCUUCCAGUGGCAGAAUAGGAUAAGGAGAUUGAGAAGGAGAUACUUGUUUUCCUUCGCUGGUGCCCCACGUCCCAAUAUUUCAGGGUCGGUCAGGGGCCAGAUUAUCGAGCAGUGCCAAGCUUCUAACAAGUGUAGGUUGUUAGACUGUUCCACAAAAAGCAAUUGCCAAAAUCCGAGUAACGUGAUGAAGUUGUUUCAAACUUCAGCUUUCUGCUUACAGCCUCCUGGGGACUCGUAUACUCGGAGAUCAGCUUUUGAUUCGAUGUUGGCUGGGUGUAUACCAGUUUUCUUCCAUCCAGGUUCUGCGUACGUGCAGUAUCUGUGGCACCUACCCAAGAAUUACACAAAAUAUUCUGUGUUUAUUUCGGAGGAUGAUGUCAAGGCAGGGAAUGUCAGCAUAGAGGAGAAGCUGCGUAGGAUUCCUAAAGAGGAGGUGAAAGCUAUGAGGGAGCAAGUGAUACAGCUAAUUCCUGGACUGAUAUAUGCAAAUCCAAGUUCCACACUGGAGACUGUCGAAGAUGCUUUCGAUUUAGCAGUUCGAGGAGUGAUUGAUAGGGUUAAUAGAAUCAGGAAGGAGAUUAAAGAUGGGGUGAAUUCUGAUUUGAGUUACGACGAGAUAGACAGUUGGAAGUAUAAUUUGUUUGGGACAGUGGAAAAGCAUGAAUGGGAUUCUUUCUUUUAUAAAUGGAAGUAUACAAAAUCUUAAGUCAAAAAACAGAAAAAUGGAAUAAGAGUUGAAUCAGUUCAAUUGUAAAGCAAAGAUAGAACUAGGUAAAGCACCCAUUACCCAU
Nelumbo nucifera (sacred lotus) is the source of this 1546-nucleotide messenger RNA. Its product is annotated as xyloglucan galactosyltransferase MUR3-like. NCBI's taxonomy places the organism in Eukaryota, Viridiplantae, Streptophyta, Magnoliopsida, Proteales, Nelumbonaceae. Gene Ontology annotation, molecular function: glycosyltransferase activity. The record is from RefSeq and is a predicted model, not a curated record.